ACUUGUUCCCAGCAGCUCAGGGACUGAGGCACCUGUCAGACAGAGGAAGACUUUCCCUCCACUCACACCAGCGACACACACACACUCUACUGAACUGCAUGGACUUUGCUCUGCUCGGUGGAAAGUGAACACAGGUGGUGCGUCAAUAGAACAGAAGAAAGGCGAGAGAGAAACCUCAAGAAGAAGCAUGCCAAAAGAGGGGGACAGAGCAACUGUGUUGUUCAAUACCAAAGUGCGGACCAAGCUGAAGGGAGAUGGCAGCUGGCUGCAGCGCUGCAGUGAAACUCAGGCCGAACCUGAGGAGGAGGUGAAACCCUGGGUGGCAGAGGUGAGGGCCAACCGUGUGAAUGGAGCCCCAAUCGAGACCAGUCCAGGGCCAUCACCAACAAAGCCCAAACCACCCCUGCCCAGUAAGCCUGACGCUGAGAGACCGCCAACGUCAGGAUAUCUGAUCAGAGGCAUUUUCACUAAACUGGACGAGAAGCCUGCAUCAUCGUCCACAUCUAACGGCACAAGUGGAACGACGCAAUUCUACAAAAAACCCUCGGAGACCUACAAGAAAAUAGCCCCCCACACAGUGAGGCCCACGUCGGAGAACCAGGAGGGCCUUCUGAGCAAUGAAGAGCAGGAGAAACGGACGAAGGCAGCCAGCAGUGUUCUGAAGACAUCUGCAGUCAAGCAGCGGUCUUAUGUGCUCUCUGCUGCUAAGAAAUACGAGUUAAAUGAAAAAGACCCUGACACCUCACUGAUCAUCAACAAUGCAUCAUUUGUGGCUAAAAGGGUUGAGAUUAUAGAUGAAGAUGAGGGCGACACGACACCACCACCUGUCAACUCCCCCAGCCCCACCCCUGUCAUCCCCGUCACAUACGUCGCCCCGAAGCCCAGCCCAAGGAGAAUGUCAGAAACAAAGGUGAAAACAGUCGUUGAUGCUAUUGUCGCUGAGCCAGUGGCUCCGAAGGUUCUGGAGCCUAUGCCAGACCUUUUGAAAGAAGACCCCCCUCUAGUGUCUGUGACGCAGAAGGACCCGUUUGAAGGCAUGAAGCCAGGAUGCACCAAGGUGGCCACACCUCUUCCUGAACUCAUCCCAGUGUUUGUAGAAGCAGUUUCUACAAAGCCAGAACCCAAGAAGCCAGAUGUUUCUGAGCAAGCCGACACCUCUCUAGUUAAUCUCACCCCUGAUUUAACAAACCUGGUGUCAACCACUCCAGCUGUCUCAGAAUCCCCUGCUCCAUUGUCCCCUGUCAUGACUUCAACUGUCCCAAAAUCCCCUGCUCCAUUGUCCCCUGUCAUGACUUCAACUGUCCCAGAACCCCCUGCUCCUUUGUCCCCUGUCAUGACUUCAACUGUCCCAGAACCCCCUGCUCCAGUGUCUACAGUAACAACAAUCACGGUGAUGACAGAAACUAUACCUGAACCGGAGGAAGAACCUGAACCACAAUCUAAACCUUCUCCUACAAGCUCCAGAGUUGACACGCUCGCUGCCUUUUACGACACUCUUGUUCCUUUUGCCACAAGUUCAACCAGUCUCAAAGAUGAUGAGCCAGAGCUGGCAAAGGAACAAGGAGGCUCAGCAGACAGACGCACCACAGAGAGCAGAGCUGCGGAGGAGCCCACUCCAGUUCUCAGCAACUGUGAGCCAAUGAUAGACGAUCUCCUGGCUCUUGAUGAUGGUCAUCAGGAGGUAGCAGAGCCUGUUCCCCCCAGCCCAGGACGCUGGAGUCAGGAUCUGCUCAGUGGAUUUGAUAGUGAGCCAAACCCAGCAAAGACCAGCGGCGCCCUGGAUCUCCUGGCUACUGAUGUGAUUCCAAUCAACACAGAGACACGCAGCCUCAGCAUGCAGCGAGAGGAGGAGAAGCAGACAAAUGAGACAGUCGUAGAAACACAAAGCCUCACAGAGACCGUCACUAUAACCACCAGGACCGUGACUAUUACUGACAAAAGUGAAGAGGACAAAGCAGAUCCCUGGAGCUCACAUGUGACAACAGUAGUCACUGAAUCGAGCUCGGCUGAUCCAUUUGAUCCAUAUCCGAUAGGGACCACAUCCCCUAACAGCUCCUCUGACCUUCUCCAGCCCCUCGCAAAUAUUUCCAUCAACAGAGCACCAACCACGUUCAUGGAGAACAAAGAUCUGAGUCCAGAAACAAAUAUGAGUGGCAAUCCACUGAAGUCCCUCGCAAAUGACAUCGUCCCCAUCAACACUGACACCCCCAGGCUCAGCACUCAGCGGUCAUGGGCACGCACAUGGGAAACCAUCACACCUGAGCAGACCGGCACAGAGGAGAGCCAAGAGGCCGAACCGGAGGACCAAGCUGGAGAUCAGCAGACAAUGAUCAUGUUCGAGAGAAAGUCGAAGGAGAAUGACUCCCCAUGGGACAGGUGGACAUCACCCACUGUCUAUACCAUCACUACAGAAGAGGAAGAGGAGGAGGAGGAAGAGGAGGAGGAGAGCCCCGAGGAUACACUCACACAGACAGUCACAACCGUCACCACCAUCAGGGAGAUACACAGUGAGCCAGAGCCUGCUAUGGAUCGUUAUGAAACCUACUCCAGGACGGUGAUGGAAGAAGACCGCUCUGUCCAAACACCAGAACCUGAGACCAAAAAGCCGUUUGUGUAUGUGAAGGAAUACGUCAAUACCUCGGAGCUGUCCCUGCAUAACGCCAGAGAUGAAAUCAAUAGAGGGUCGGAUUAUUUGACAUCGAGCUCUAACAGUUACUCUUACAGCAGCCCCUCAAGUUACUCCAGCUCACUGUCAUCCACCUGUACAUUCUGCAGCGAGCAGGUUGGCAAUGAUGCUAAAAUCACCAUUGAGCACCUCAAUAUCAACUGUCAUCCUGAAUGCUUCAAGUGUGGUGUGUGUAGUAAGCCUAUGGGAGACCUUCUCUUCAGUAUGUUUCUACACGGUGGGAAGGUCCACUGUGAGAACUGCUACUCCAAAGCUUUGGACUGAUUGUCUGAGCUCUUCAGCGUCCUCUUAUCCUCGCCCCCUUCCCUUCAUGUUCAUUUGCAUAUAAAGUGAGAACUGUGCUUUUCAAAAAUGUUGGACUGUGUUCAGUUUGAACCUUUCUGUGGUUUAGGGUGAUCAAAGGCUGUCGUAGUGAACAAUAAGAUUUCUUUAGCUUCCAUUAGGUUAAAUUUCUAAUUUCUCAAACAUGUUAUACAAGCUUGUGUUUGUUUGUUUGUUUGUUUUUCUUCCCUGGUGGUGAAAGCUGUAUCUGCCUCAGUAGACUAUGAAGGACGUGUCUGUACAACAUGAUGUGCUACAUUUACCUGUGAACAAACUGGCAAGUGGGGUGCAAUACUAUGAUUUAGAUGUUUUGAGUAAUUAUAUGCAAAAUAAUGACUUUGUUCAAUGUUUACUUCCUUUGUUCUUCUUGAUACAAAACAGUGUGUUCACAUAUAUGAUGCUUUGUUAACAAAAUAAAGUGAUUUAUAUGA
Molecule: messenger RNA, 3438 nt
Organism: Paralichthys olivaceus (Japanese flounder)
Lineage: Eukaryota; Metazoa; Chordata; Actinopteri; Pleuronectiformes; Paralichthyidae
Source: RefSeq, a predicted model, not a curated record